GAAGGGAGCCCUAGCAGAACGAGGUGUAUCAUCUUAUAACGAAAGCCUGCCAGUAUCAAAUCGGGCACUACGCAUGAAAGAUGAGAGGACCUUCCAUUAAAAUGGUGUUCCUGGUAAACUUAGCUAUCCUUGGCCUUAUCUGCUGCGUUAUUUCUUUAUUGGUAUAUUUAGAGGCUGAAUCUCCCACAUGUCAGACUAUGUCCACAGUAGAUGAUCAAAAAACUUAUGAAGCCACAGGGGCAACUGAAAAGCCCAUCGUUCUGCUGUGGUUCUGGCCUGCUGGUGCGAGGUUUGAUUUCCAAAUCUGCUCAAGCCACUUCCACAUUGAUGACUGCAUUCUGACUGAUAACAGGUCAUUGUACAGCCAGGCAGAGGGAAUCCUCUUCUACCAGAGAAACAUAAGCUUAAAUUUUGAAAACAUGCCCAAGGACCCACGUCCACAUUUUCAGAAGUGGAUUUGGUUCAAUGCGGAAUCUCCCACGAACACAAAGAAAAUACCAGGUCUGGAAAAUCUGUUCAACUUAACACUGAGCUACAGACGAGAUGCUGACAUCGUAGUGAGAGAUGAGGUCACAAUCAAGGAAACAGAGACCAAUGAGGAAUUUGUUCUGCCCAAGAAAGACAAACUGGUUUGUUGGGUUGUCAGUAACAGCAACCCAGCUACUGGAACAUCUGCGAGACAGAAUUAUUACAAAGAACUGUCCCAACACAUAAAGGUUGAUGUCUAUGGUGUUGCUUUGAAUGGGGACCGGUUGAAACAUGAAGACUAUUACCCAACCAUUGCGAGUUGUAAGUUCUAUCUCUCAUUUGAGAACUCGCUCCAUGUGGACUACAUGACGGAGAAGGUCAAUGGGCCCCUCGCAGCAGGGACCGUCCCUGUAGUUCUGGGUCCACCAAGGGAAAACUACGAGCAGUUCCUUCCCAAUGGUUCCUUCAUUCACGUUAAUGAUUUCCCUGAUGCCAAAGGUAUGGCAGAGUAUCUGCAACGCCUGGACAAGGACCAUGAAGCAUACAUGAGUUACUUUGAGUGGAGAAAGUACUAUGAAGUCACUCCUCAUCUUUUGACCUUGAGCAAAGAAUUCAUUCAUCCCGUCUGCCUCGCCUGUGACCACAUCUCAAAGUACAAAGAAUACAAUGUUAUCAAUGAUCUUUAUGAGUGGUACUUUCCAUGAAAACUACAGUGAGAACCUAAUUUGACAGACUAUAAACUAGAACAUAUACUUUGAAUUUGUGUGAUUGCUUUGACAUUUCCAGAGUACUGCUUUAAUUAAUCAAUAUAAUUCACAUGGUAACCGUUGAUGUUAUUGAUGAAAAUAGUGUUGCAAAUGUUCUCUGGUUUAAGUCACCUUAAGUUGUUUUGAAUACAUAAAUAUUCCAUCUAAAAAUAGGUUUCAUACAUUUUAAAGGGGUCAUUUGGAUAAUUAUGUCACGUUUAUUUUUGCUUUGUUUACAGGUAUCUUAUUUGAUAAUUUUUUAAAGACAACUUAACUUCCAGUUUCUAUCCUGACUUCCUUAGGUUUUCUAUUGAUUGGGGUUGUGCUAAUGAGUAUACAACUUGCCUGUAAUUUUACAAUGUGUACAAAAAUUUUGUCAACUACUGUAAUUAUAUUUCGCCCAUGAUGCAUUGCGAUAUACAGAUAAACUUACAACUUACAACUCUAAGGGACAAGCAUGUGCUUUACACUUGCUUUACACUGUUUUGAUUCAAAAUUAACUCGCCAACACCAUUUGGUGGGGAGACAUUUGUAGAGCAGAAAUUAUGCCAUUGGAUCUAAAUAAAAAUUGUAUGACCAUCCAUUUGGCUUUUCAUGCUAUGUAGCAGUAAUCACAGACUUACAUGUACUUUCAAUAAAGCACCCACAUACAGCUUGAAGGUAGAACAAUAAAGGGGCCUGGCUUGUGUUACCUAGAUGGGCACCAACUAACUCCCAGUGUAAGCCUGAAGGCAAUCUGUUUCUCUGGAGAAGAGGUUCCCAAAGUGGGGGUCCCGACCCCCCGGGUGUCUCGAGACACAGAGGGGGGUCGCGAGAUGCUGUCCAAUCAAAAUGCGCUGGAACAUUUAUCCAGAGUCUAUACUAUUGUGUCUGUGACAUUAAGUGUAGUUGUCUUUUCCUGUUUUUGUACUUGUCAUCAAGAAAAUAAUGACGGCGUGGGUCACUGUUUUGUUUUUAUGAAUUGAAGGUAUGGCAGAAUGUGUUUUAUGUUAGUAAAUGUUUUAAAACAUGUUAAUAAACUUGUUUAAUAACAUAACAUGUUUGUUUCAUGGGGCUGCCUUCAGGCAGAAUAUUUACAGUCACUGUUUUUUCCCACAUUUAGAUUUAAUUAAGAUAAUUUGGCCUUGUUUAGAUUUAGUUUCUUUAUAAUUAAUUGGUUUGAUUUCUGGUUUCUUUGUUUUUCUUUAUUUUGUUCUUUGUUUUGUGGGCAAUGUGCGAUAAUGAGUACUGGGCAAUCCGGGUUUAAUGGCUUGAAUAGUGGUGAGUUAUUGGCUCCGUAAACUAGAGGCCCUCUUCUGUUAUUUCAGUGUAUAAUAUUGCCCCGGGGAAAGGUGAGGGCAGGAUUAUUCAAUGAAAGUUGAUUGUGCUGUAGAUUAAUUUAUAAACUACAGACAUCCAAACGUUUGUCGCCUCGCCUGUGAUCAUUCUCUGUCACGGUUAUUAGUUGCUUUUACAUGAUAAAUAGAUAAUAAUUAAUUUACUGCUGUGAAUGCCACUUCAUUAUAUCAUGGUCAAGCCUGAAGCUAAAGUGAACAUGGCCUAAGCAGAAAUAUUAUUGAUAUGGAUAUUGUUAUAAUUUUUAACAACAUAUUAUGAGGAAAAUUAUCAUAUUAUUUACUGAUACAUGAUUUUCCUGAUGAUUUUUUUUGGGGGGGCACCAUCUUCACUUUUUUUUGGAGCAAUUAAAUAUCUCUUGUUCUGCCUGUUUUGUGAUAUACAGGCCUAAAAGGUGCCUAAUAUUUCUGUACUAAAAUAAUAUCGGCAUUAUAAUUGUAAGUUAUUUUAUUUAAUGACGUUACUGUUGAGGGUUGAUUUGUAUUUCCUGUACUAAGCGGGUUGUUGGUAGUGAAUCUUAUUUUGAAAGGGGGUUUUAAAGGAAGUGGGUUCUGUGAUGAAGGAAGUCCUAAAAUGAACGGAGCAUAAACUUCCACUGAGCUCCGAGAGAAGAGAAGCGCCUGGAGAGGAAAUGUGUGUGUCACUGCUUAACAUUUACCAGGAACUAGUUGUAGAUGCUUUAAAGUGAAAGUACCUGACUUUACCUUCAAUCAUCCUGAACAAGAGUGAAGUGCAAGUUGGUCAUCACCUCUGAAUGACUUGUUAGAAAUAGAGAAGCAGAAGAGUGUUGGUGCGACUGUAGGUGGAGGAGGAGGAUGAAGACGCCAGCAUUGUCCUCAACGUGAUGGAGAAAAUGUCCUGAAGACGACAACAAUGAUCCACACCUCAAACGAGAGACAUGAGACCCAGAGCUGGACUGGAUGUGAGAGAAACAAGACGUUGCGCUUCAGUACGACUUUGAGGUGACCCUGCCAUCAUCAUCAUCAUCAUCAUCAUCACCAGUUCUCACCAGUAGGUGGUGGCGUCGAGUCUCUUGUGAACCCUGAAGGAACUUGUCCGAAGAGGGAGAGGUGUCCCUGGCCUGGUGACCUACAACUACAUUGUUCCUCCUGUUGAGGUGGCGAAGAGAGGCCUGAACCAAUCACAACCCUAGCUCCCUGCAGUUGUGGGCGGGGCCAGUGGAGCUGGCAGCGUGUGCAGGAGCCGCCUCAGUCGGUAUAAAAGCCAGGUAGGCUUUGAAGCGUGAGCCUCAGUGUGAGCUUCAGCCUCGUCCGAUGAAGACUUGGAGAAUGAAGACGAAUUAUUUCGACCUAGUAGUCGGCCAUGGUAGUCAGCUGGGGAAGGCACGGGGACGCGGGAAACUCUCGCCUUUAGGCCAUAACCCUUGUCCUUUCUUGCUAGGUUGCAUCAGACCAAACUCCUUGACAUCAACUUGACUCUUGUUGUUCUGCCAAAUGAAAUGAACCGUGUACCUUUGCUGAGUCCAUUAAAGUCCAAUUUCACUUUGA
This is a messenger RNA of Platichthys flesus (European flounder), 4057 nucleotides long. Its product is annotated as 4-galactosyl-N-acetylglucosaminide 3-alpha-L-fucosyltransferase 9-like. The transcript is spliced from 8 exons. NCBI's taxonomy places the organism in Eukaryota, Metazoa, Chordata, Actinopteri, Pleuronectiformes, Pleuronectidae. Bases 81 to 1172 code for a protein of 363 amino acids. Gene Ontology annotation, molecular function: alpha-(1->3)-fucosyltransferase activity. Gene Ontology annotation, cellular component: membrane. The record is from RefSeq and is a predicted model, not a curated record.